CAACACAGCGUCCCUGUUGCCCGUUCACACGGACCAAGCUGUUGAUCCCCCCGACCGACCAGCAGACCAGACCGGGCGGACCGUCGUACAUCUGGGACCACCGACCCUAUUGGAUAACAAAAACAACAACAACACUAAUCGAAUACUUUUGAACUCAAACGGAUGGGGAUGUGUCGCCGGACGGAAAACCACUGCGCGCAGACAGGAUUUGUUUACUGAUUUGACGAAAUCACCGGGACGCAACGAUGGAUGAUUCUGGUCGGGCUUUGAUUAUGGAGAUCCGCGAGACUGCAGCAGUCGGGUUGUGAUGCUCGCUGAGGGGAGGGUUUAGAUCCCCGGGACACAGCCUUUCUUCGCCCCGCCAGGGGGACCGUCACCAUGUCUCGGGCAGCGGCGAUCGCCAACUCCCUCAUCCGCCAGAAGCGGCAGGCACGGGAGCGCGAGAAGGUGAACUCGUGCCGCGGCACGGCGGGCAGUCCGAGCAACAGCAAGGGACCCAACGAGAAGCCCAGCAAACUCAACGUCUUCUCGCGCGUCAAAUUAUUUGGCUCGAGGAAAAAGCGGAAGAGAAGGCGACCCCCAGGUCUGCAGAGGAGUGAACUCCACCUCAGCCAUCAGCUGCACUUCGACCACCACCAUCACCAUCCUCACCCCCAUCAGCACCACCCUCACAACCGACCACCAAACAUAAACCACCUUCUCCAUCUUUAAGGUGUCUUUUCUAUACCAUAAUGUAAUGGGAAAAAAAAAGCCUUGCCUCAUAUCAGAGCCCCAGUUAAAGGGCAUAGUGACCAGGCUGUCCAGCCGGCAGGGCUUCCAGCUCCAGAUGCAGCCAGAUGGAACCAUCGAUGGAACCAAGGAUGAGGACAGCACGUUCACUAUAUUUAAUUUGAUUCCAGUGGGACUGCGUGUUGUGGCCAUUCAGGGUGUCCAGACCAAAAUGUAUCUGGCCAUGAACAAUGAGGGAUUUCUCUACACCUCUGAACACUUCACCCCGGAGUGCAAGUUCAAGGAGUCGGUGUUUGAGAACUACUACGUGACGUACUCCUCCAUGAUGUACCGCCAGCAGGCCUCGGGCAGGGCCUGGUACCUGGGCCUCAACAAGGAGGGCGGAGUCAUGAAGGGGAACCACGUGAAGAAGAGCAAGGCCGCCGCCCACUUCAUCCCCAAACCCCUCAAAGUGGCCAUGUACAGGGAGCCAUCUCUCCACGACCUGACGGAGUUCUCGCGGUCAGGGAGCGGGACCCCCACCAAGAGCCGCAGCGCCUCAGCUCUGCUCAACGGAGGAGGGAAGACCCCCACUGACUCCUCCUAGCCCCCACACACACACUCACGCUCACGCACACACACACACACACACACACAGACACACGCAGACACACAGAUACAUAUAAACACACACACAGAUACAAAGACACACAAACACACACACACAUACAGACACACACACACACAAACAUAGAUACACAUGUAUACAAACACACACACACACACACAGAUACACAUACACACUAUUACAAACACAAACACAAGGACACACAUUGAUACACACACACACACACACACACCACACACAAACACAAACUCAAACAUACAUAAAAGUGGAAACUCCAGGCUACCCAAAUGAAAGAGCUCCCAGUAAUAGAGUCUGGUGCAUUAGUGUAAUGAGCACAACAGACCAACAUACCAAUCAGUGGAACUACCUGGCUCAGUGCAAGAUGGAGCUCAGGAACCUGGAACUUUCCAUUACUGCAUACACUCACAGGCACUCACUCACACACACACACGCACACACACACACACACACACACACACACACAC
Messenger RNA from Gadus chalcogrammus (walleye pollock), 1821 nucleotides. It is a transcript of the gene fgf13b, whose product is annotated as fibroblast growth factor 13b. Gene Ontology annotation, molecular function: fibroblast growth factor receptor binding; growth factor activity. The coding region runs from base 737 to 1315 and encodes 192 amino acids. Gene Ontology annotation, biological process: positive regulation of cell population proliferation; regulation of cell migration; fibroblast growth factor receptor signaling pathway. The transcript has 5 exons. The record is from RefSeq and is a predicted model, not a curated record. Gene Ontology annotation, cellular component: cytoplasm. NCBI's taxonomy places the organism in Eukaryota, Metazoa, Chordata, Actinopteri, Gadiformes, Gadidae.